Molecule: messenger RNA, 2341 nt
Organism: Cheilinus undulatus (humphead wrasse)
Lineage: Eukaryota; Metazoa; Chordata; Actinopteri; Labriformes; Labridae
Product: polyunsaturated fatty acid 5-lipoxygenase-like
Exons: 14
Coding region: 1-2025 (674 amino acids)
Biological process (GO): linoleic acid metabolic process; lipid oxidation
Cellular component (GO): nuclear envelope
Molecular function (GO): arachidonate 5-lipoxygenase activity; iron ion binding; protein binding
Source: RefSeq, a predicted model, not a curated record
AUGCCUUGUUACACAGUGACUGUUUUUACAGGGAGCCAGACAUAUGCAGGCACGGAUAACGACGUCUACAUCACACUGGUGGGCACUAAGGGCUGCAGCAAGAGGACACUGCUGGACAAAGCUCUAUACAAUGACUUUGAGAGAGGAGAGAAGACCUCCUAUGAUGUGAUGGUUGGAGAGAACCUGGGUGACAUUGUGUUGCUGAAGAUUGAGAAGAAGAAGUCCUUGGUGCAGGAUGACUGGUACUGCAGGUACAUCACGGUUAAGACCCCAUCUGGAGACUACGUGGUGUUCCCCUGCUAUCGCUGGCUGGUGGAUGACUUGGAGGUGGUGCUGCGAGAUGGAAGAGCUCAUCUGCCUCAGGAUGAUAAGAACAGCUUGGUACAGCAGCACAGACAGAAAGAGCUGGAAAUGAGGAGGAAAGCCUACAGGUGGAAGGAGUGGCAGCCAGGUUUUCCAAUGAGCAUAGACGCUAACAGACACAGUGAUUUGCCCCGGGACAUCCAGUUCGACAGUGAGAAGGAGGCAGAUUUCUUUCAAAACUUCAAAAAGGCAAUGGAGAACCUCUAUGUGAACCAGUUUAUGAACAUGUUCCAGUCCUCCUGGGGUGGAUUUGGGGACUUUGAGAAAAUCUUUUGGAGAAUCAAAAACCCAAACUCAGAGUAUGUGAUGCGACACUGGAAGGAGGACUUCCUGGUUGGGUAUCAGUUCCUGAAUGGCUGCAACCCUGUAGUGAUCCAAAAGUGCACCAAACUUCCAGAGAAGUUUCCCGUCACUCAUGAGAUGGUUUCAAUCAUUUUGGAGCGAAGGAUGACCCUGGAGCAGGAAAUGAAGGCAGGUAACAUCUACAUAGUGGACUAUGAAGCAUUGGAAGGCAUUAAUGCUAACAACACAGACCCAAGCACAACCCAGUACAUAGCAGCUCCCAUCUGUCUGCUCUACAAAAACACUGAGAACAAGAUCCUUCCCAUCGCCAUACAGCUUGGUCAGACUCCAGGAGUAGAUACACCGAUCUUCCUGCCCACUGACAGUCUGUGCGACUGGCUGCUAGCUAAGAUGUGGGUCCGUUCGUCUGACUUUCAGUACCACCAGAUCAUCACACACCUGCUCAGGACUCACCUGAUGACUGAGGUUUUUGCUAUUGCUAUGUACAGGCAGCUCUCUCCUGUUCAUCCUGUGUUCAAGCUCCUCAUCCCACAUGUUCGUUUCACCAUCGCUAUCAACACCAAGGCCAGAGAGCAGCUCGUGUGUAAGGGUGGCCUCUUUGACAAGGCAAACUCUACAGGAGGAAUUGGUCACAUCCAGAUGGUUCAGAAAAGCAUGAAAACACUGACCUUCAGGUCUCUGUGCUUCCCGGACAUGAUCAAGUCCCGAGGCAUGGAUAAUAAAGAUGAGGUGCCCAUGUACUUCUACAGAGAUGACGGCUACAAGGUGUGGGACGCCAUCGAGAGUUUUAUGUCUGAUGUGGUGAACAUCUAUUACAAGAGCGAUGAGAUGGUGCAGAAAGAUGAAGAAAUCCAGGCUUUUGUUAAAGAUGUUUGCACCUCUGGUAUGCAGGACUUGCACCACUGUGGGUUCCCCAAGUCUCUGAAAUCCCGUGAGGAGCUGAUGGAGUACCUGACUAUCAUUGUGUUCACUGCUUCAGCUCAACAUGCCGCUGUUAACUUUGGACAGUUUGACUGGUACUCCUGGGUUCCUAACGCUCCAUCCACCAUGCGGAGACCUCCACCUAACCAGAAGGGUUUGGCUGAUAUGAACUUGAUCAUUGAAAGUCUCCCUGAUCGUGGGCGCUGCAGCUGGCACCUGGGGGCUGUCUGGGCACUCAGCCAGUACCAGGAGAACGAGCUGUACCUGGGGGUGUAUCCUGAUGAACACUUCAUAGAGAAGCCAGUGAAGUCAGCCAUGGAAAAAUUCAAGAAGCAGCUAGAGGAGAUAACCAGCUCCAUCAAGAGGAGGAACGAGGGAAAGAAGCUGGCGUACUACAACAUGUCACCUGAUAAGAUCCCGACCAGUGUAGCAGUUUGAGACUCAAAAUCACUCUCACUGUGGUCAGGGUCGCCAUGUUUAUACUUACAGUAUGAUUUACAAAUCAGGUAUAAUGCAACUUUUACUGAUUCUACUUAGUUUUCCAAACAUGCUGAUUAAAAGACAAUUGUAGUCACCGCUUAUCUACAUAUAUUCACAAAAAAAUUAUCCUAAGAAUUUUAUAACCAUUUAUGUUAUUCCUACAUGCUCUGAUUAAUCUGCUGAAGAGUGGGUUGAUCCAGAGGAGGGAGCGUGGAGAACAGACCCCUCCCUCUCGUUUAAGAGUGAACGUUAGAACUCACAGAGAGCAGUUAUG